GGAGAGAGACAAUCAAUAAAAAUGAGGAUCAAAUAUCUUGAAGCAGCAUUGAGUCAAGAUAUUCAGUUCUUUGACACUGAAGUCAGAACUUCAGAUGUUGUAUAUGCGAUCAAUACUGAUGCUGUUAUGGUUCAAGACGCCAUUAGUGAAAAGCUAGGGAAUUUUAUACACUAUAUGGCGACAUUUGUAUGUGGAUUUGUGGUGGGAUUCACAGCAGUUUGGCAAUUGGCACUUGUGACACUUGCAGUGGUGCCUUUAAUUGUGAUAAUUGGAGCUAUUCAUACAAUUACAUUAGCGAAACUGUCUUCUAAGAGUCAAGAAGCUCUUUCGGAAGCUGGAAAUAUUGCUGAGCAGACAAUCGCACAAAUUCGAACAGUAUUAGCAUAUGUUGGUGAAUCAAGAGCAUUACAAGCCUACUCUUCUGCAUUAAAGAUCUCACAAAAACUCGGAUACAAGACUGGAUUUUCAAAAGGAUUAGGAUUAGGAGCAACUUAUUUCACAGUCUUUUGUUGCUAUGCUCUUCUUCUAUGGUACGGAGGCUAUCUUGUUCGCCACCAUUACACCAACGGAGGACUCGCCAUUUCCACCAUGUUCUCCGUCAUGAUCGGUGGCCUAGCUUUAGGCCAAUCAGCUCCAAGUAUGUCUGCGUUUGUGAAAGCACGAGUAGCAGCGGGUAAAAUCUAUAGAAUUAUCGAUCAUAAACCGAGCGUCGACAAAAACUCUGAAUCGGGAUUGGAAUUGGAUUCCGUUUCCGGCCAAUUAGAGCUGAAAAACAUCGAAUUUUCAUACCCUUCAAGACUAGAUGUUAAAAUUCUAAACAAUUUCACUUUAACUGUUCCUGCCGGAAAAACAAUUGCAUUGGUCGGAAGUAGUGGUUCAGGGAAGAGCACGGUGGUUUCUCUAAUCGAAAGGUUCUACGAUCCCACCUCAGGACAAGUAAUGCUUGAUGGGCAUGACAUAAAAGGUCUGAAUUUGCGAUGGUUAAGGCAACAAAUUGGUCUAGUUAGCCAAGAACCUGCACUUUUUGCAACCACCAUUAAAGAAAAUAUCCUCUUGGGUCGACCCGAUGCAUACAUGGGUGAGAUUGAAGAAGCUGCAUGUGUGUCAAAUGCUCAUUCGUUCAUUAUCAAAUUACCAGAUGCCUAUGAUACUCAGGGUGAGAUUGGAAUGGCAUUUGGAGAUUUAUUAAAGACAUUAUGGGCUCCUGGGGCAACAGUUGUACCACCACGAACAUUCAAGUCCAAGAAAAAACCGCACGAUUCAAAAUGUUCAUACUUGCAUUCUGUUUUAAGCUCUAAAUGUGGCAGUGCGAUUUUACUUAGUGUAAUAUACAUGGAGAUUUGUCAAAGACUUAAUUUGACUAUUGUUAGGUCAUGGGUUGGUGAAGACUUUUUAAUUUGGCCUGAAACCCGGAACCCAGAGGAUCAGGGUGGAGACAUGGGUUCGAAUCCUAUUCCCAAAACCUAA
This is a messenger RNA of Lactuca saligna, 1467 nucleotides long. The record is from the annotation of a GenBank genome assembly. Lineage: Eukaryota; Viridiplantae; Streptophyta; Magnoliopsida; Asterales; Asteraceae.